Molecule: messenger RNA, 7958 nt
Organism: Argiope bruennichi
Lineage: Eukaryota; Metazoa; Arthropoda; Arachnida; Araneae; Araneidae
Product: electroneutral sodium bicarbonate exchanger 1-like
Exons: 24
Coding region: 256-3699 (1147 amino acids)
Biological process (GO): transmembrane transport; monoatomic anion transport; regulation of intracellular pH
Cellular component (GO): plasma membrane
Molecular function (GO): sodium:bicarbonate symporter activity; solute:inorganic anion antiporter activity; monoatomic anion transmembrane transporter activity
Source: RefSeq, a predicted model, not a curated record
AUAGAUAGGAAGCAGACGAGCAGCGUGAUAAAAAUUCGCGGUAUUGUGUUUAAUAUUUUACGUACCAAAUUUUUAGAUAAUGUCACGUUACGAUGAAAAGUCUAUUGUAAAAAAGAUCUGCGUUGUGAUAUUAAUCAGUAUUUUUUGACAAAGAGUUAAACUUCAUUUUCAAAAAGAAAUUAUCUCAAUAAGUAAUUCUUUGUCGCAAACGACUAAUAUAACAAUUUACAGCAUAAUCCCAAACAGUUGUUCAAAAUGGAAGAUAAUACAGAAGCAUCUGUUGAUCCUGGAGCCAGUUUAACUCGGCGUUAUACGACUAGAUAUGAUUCAGAAGAUCAUCAUGCUUGUAUGGUUUAUAUUGGUUAUCGGGUCCCAGGCUACAGAAGAAGAAGUCAUCAUAGACGCAGGCAUAGCCAACAUCAUUAUUAUAAACCGGGAUACUGUGGUGAAUCAGAUUGUGAACAUGAUGUGAGUAAACCAGUGACUCCUCCAUCAGAAAGAGUACAUUUUAUUCUGGGCGAAGAAGAAGAUGGAACUCAUGAACCCCACCCCUUGUUCAGUGAAAUGGAAGAAUUAUUUCAAAAAGGAAAUGAUAUUGAAUGGAGGGAGACUGCACGUUGGAUCAAAUUUGAAGAAGAUGUGGAGGAAGGAGGCAAUCGAUGGUCUAAGCCACAUGUUGCAACUGUUUCACUUCAUUCACUUUUUGAAUUACGAAGCUGUAUAUUAAAUGGCACUAUUCUGUUGGACAUGGAUGCCAAUUCUCUUGAAGAAAUAACUGAUUUAAUUCUUGAAAAUAUAGAAUCCAGUCAACAGAUCACAGUAGAUGUUAAAGCCAAAAUCAAAGAGAGUUUGCUGAAACCUCACCGUCACCAACAUCAGCUACAAGAUGAUUGGUCAGACAAAGGCUCACGUCUUCCAAUAAUCAGGUCUUUAACUGAUGUUAGGCGGAAUUCAUCAAAAAUGAAUUCUUCCAAUGCUUUAACUUUCUUCCAUAUUUUAAAUCCACAUACAUCCUCUGUUGUGGAGGAAAGAACAAAUACUGCGGGGAAUUCAGCUAGUACUGGAGUAUUAAGUGAUACUGUAGCUCAUAACUUAAGUUCAUUAUCAUUUCGAGCUCUAGCUAAUGCAAGAAGCUGUACUUCUCCAGAAGAAACAUCUUCAGACAACCUUUUGCAUAAGAUUAAUCAGUCCUUUAUGAGGAAGAUUCCACCUAAAGCUGAGGCUUCAAAUAUUUUAGUUGGGGAAGUAGAUUACUUGGAUAAAAUUGUCUCAUCCUUCGUCCGAUUGACAAGUAGUUGUAGUCUUGGAGAUUUAACUGAAGUUCCUGUGCCCACCAGGUUCCUUUUUAUUUUACUAGGACCUGUUGGUCAUGCUUUAAGAUACCAUGAAAUUGGAAGAGCAAUGGCUACUUUGUUAUCUGAUGAGGUAUUUCAUGGUGUAGCAUAUAAAGCAAAAAAUAGAACAGAUCUAUUAGCAGGAGUGGAUGAAUUUUUAGAUGCUACCACUGUAUUACCUCCUGGAGUUUGGGACCCUCGAACUAGAAUUGAACCGCCCACGCAAACAGCUUCUCAGGAAGCUAGAAAGAAGAUUCCCGAGCCAAAUAAGGAAACUAAAAUUGACACUUCUGCUUCAGAAACUAGCAGUGUUCAGGUAGAAAUGUGGGCCUACGAUGAAAAGCUUUUCAGUGGAUUGGUCACAGAUGUUCGCCGAAAAUUGCAAUGGUACAUAAGUGAUGCAAGAGACAGUUUAUCUGUGCAGUGCAUUUCUUCCAUAGUAUUUUUAUACUUCGCUUGCAUAGCUCAAAUUAUCACUUUUGGAGGGUUACUCGCAAAAGUUACCAAGAACAAAAUGGCAUCCCUGGAAUGUUUAUUUGCUGCACUCUUAUGUGGAGUAAGCUAUAGCUUAUUUAGUGGUCAACCACUAACACUUCUUGGAAGUACUGGUCCAGUUCUAGCUUUUGAAAGCAUGGUCUUUGAGAUGUGCGAGAAUUAUGGACUAGAUUUUCUACCCAUGCGUGUUUGGAUUGGAUUAUGGACUUUUCUUUACCUAUUUCUAUUUGUGGCUUUUAAUCUUGCUUCACUUGUUCGCUACAUCACUCGAUUCACAGAAGAAAUCUUUGCAACAUUAGUAUCUUCUUAUUUUAUUUACAAAGCUUUUAAGAAUGUAUUGGAAAUAGCAAAUGAAUUUCCUCUGAUGACAAGAAACAGUCCGUUUUAUCCAAUGUGUGUUUGCCUUUCACCAACACCUAACUACUCUAUAGUGAGUGAAGAUGAGUGCCAAACUUUGGGAGGAAUAUCAGCUCCAAGUGGGUGCAGCUAUACACCACCCACAUAUGUCCCUAAUAUUUUUCUCAUGUCUGUCAUUCUGUUCAUCAGUACAUUUGGUCUCAUUUUGUUGUUGCGCCAUGUUAAAAGGACACCCUUUUUUACAACUAAGAUCCGCACUUUGAUAUCAGACUUUGCUGUUAUGAUUGCUGUCAUAGCCAUGACUUUUUUGGAUGUAUGUGUGGGGUUAGGAACACCCAAACUUGAAGUUCCGCAGUCAUUUAAACCUUCAUCGUCUGAUAGGGAAUGGCUUGUUCCAUUUUUUGGAAAUAAUCCAUGGUGGACAGCAAUUGUGGCAACAGUGCCUGCACUAUUUCUGACUAUGUUGGUUUUUAUGGAUCAACAAAUUACAACUCUCAUUGUUAACAGGAAAGAAAAUAAACUAAAGAAAGGGUGUGGCUAUCAUUUGGACCUUUUUAUAAUAGCAUGUUUAAUUGCCAUUUGCUCAAUAUUUGGAUUGCCUUGGUUUGUAGCUGCUACCAUUUUGUCUAUGACUCAUGUAAAUUCUUUGAAAAAGUUUAAUCUUCCAUCUGCCCCAGGAGAAAAGCGUCAAUUUUUAGGUGUCAGAGAACAGAGGGUGACACAUUUUUGUGUGUUUAUUCUAAUUGGGCUCUCUGUUUUCUUCACCAGUAUCUUGCAGUAUAUACCAAUGCCUAUUUUGUAUGGAGUUUUUCUCUUCAUGGGCGUAAAGUGUCUGAAAGGAUUACAAUUUUAUGAACGAAUUCUUCUGAUGCUUAUGCCAGAAAAGUAUCAGCCUGACUACAGUUACCUACGUCAUGUACCCAUUAGAAAUGUUCUACUGUACACUCUUCUUCAACUGUUCUUAUGUGCUUUGCUAUUUGCUUGCAAGUUGUUUAAGCCAACUGCAUUUGCAUUUCCAGUAUUGCUUUUGGGUGUGAUCUUUGUUAGAAAACUUCUGGGACGCUUUUUUAAUAAAACUCAUUUAAAAAUGCUCGAUGAUGUCAUGCCAGAAGCAGUGAAAGAUAAAGAUAGUACCGUUACUGAUAAACUUUUACCUGGAAAUUUGACUGAAGUGGUAUGUGUAUCUGAGAAUGAUUCAAAAGAAACAGUGAUGAGCAAGCAGAACAGUCAUGCAAAUAUCAAUAUUUCAGAGGUGCUAAUGCAAAGUAGUAUAUGGAAAUGCAUUGAUCAGCAAUCUCAAAAAACCACAAGAAAGAUUCUUGCUGUCAAGAGCAAAAAGAAGAAACACAGGUCCCACACUUCUUCCAAAACUGAAGAGAACCGGCGACUUUCAGUUAUGGAAGAAGAUGACGAGGAGUAUGCCAAUUCAACUGACACCCCAGUGUCUCCUAUGCCUUAUAAAUCACCUAGUGAUUCUCUUACUAGUGAUACACCAAAUGGAACUAAUGUGUAGCUAAAAUUUUAAGUAUUAAGCCAAGUAUUUGCCUUUUAAACCCAAUGUGUUCAGCUGCUCUUUAAAUAAGAUCAGCAGCACUAUUGUUGCUCAAGCAUAUUUCAUUGAUAACAAUGAUAAUAUUUCAUUUUAUUUUUAUUUUACCUAUUUUAAAAAUUGCAAGUAUGUGUUUUCUGUUUUAAUUCAAGGUAUCGGCAGUAAUUUUUAUUGCUGUUUUUUCCUUUAGUGAUAUUCUUUGCAGUGAGUUAUGCAACUUGCAAUUUUGUGAAAGGAAAAAAAAUAGUCAAUUAUUUUACUAAUUGUAGUUAUUUGAAUGGCAUCUGGUUUAUUAUUUAUUCUAUUUAAAAAAAUGUUUUAUUGUGUUAGCUAUUUUUUUCCUCUUGAAGAGUUUUUAUUAUUUUUAUAUUUGUACCUUUGUGUUAUGCAAUUUUUUAAAAAAAAAACCUUAAAACAAUCUGUAUUAAGAAGUAUUUCAAUAACUUAUUUAUUCUCUAAAUAUUUAUAGUAUAUUUAUAAAAAUCUAUAGCUGUGUAAUUCUUAUAAAAAUUAUAUUAAUAUUGUUAACCUGACAUUAUUUCGAUUGUUGAAUUUUUUUUUUUCCUUCUUUUUUAUUUUAGGAAAUUGUUUUUAAUUUCCUUCUUGAAUCUCUUUUUAGUAUUUCACAAUUUUUAUAUUCAAUUUCUUAAAUGAUCUGCAAUCAUUAUUAGCAUUAUUUUUUAUUUAUUGUGGGAAAUGUCAUUUUUACAAGAUAAAGAUAAAUUAAUAUUUUUUUUAGUAUCCUUUUAACUUAUAUUUUUUAUUAAAUGACUUUGUAAUAAAUUUGUUUUGCCUGAAAUUAAUCAAGUGCUAUAAAUUUAAUUCAUGUCUUCAUGAAUCAAAAUUUGAUUACCUAGACUUCUAAAAGUGUUUUAUUUAUUUAAAAAAAAAAAAUCUUCAAUUUUCCCAAAUAUGUGUUAAUUCUCUGCUUUUUAUAUAUUUAUAUUCUUUUUAGUGGCAACAUAAUUAAUUUUUCCUAAUAAAAUUAUAUCUUAGUGUGAUAGGUCAUAUUUUCCUCAAAUUUGUUAUCUUUGAUAUAUGCAGCGAACACAACAUUAGUUUUUACAAAAUAGUUUAUCUAGUUUUUUUUAACUAAUUAAAUUCUUGAAAUUUGUAAAUUUCAAGAACUCAAAAUAGAACAUUUCAAGUCCGUCCUAAAAAUAAAUUCUCAUGCUGCCUACUACAGAACUUUCUUUUGGGUGUUUGUAGAUUUUUCAUAAUACAAUUCUAUGUUGAAAUUUUCAAGCCAAAAAAUUUUUUAAUCUAAGCUUUUAAGCACUUGCAGUAUUUGUUCCUCACAGUCUUCAACCAUUCUGUCGAUUUCAUUUAAAUUUCAUCAAAUAUCUUUAUAUUCUACUCUUCUUGUAAUUUUUUUUCUUUUUUUUUUUUACCUCAUAGAGAAAUUCUAUAGAGUUUAUAAAAUUUUAGCUUUUGAAAUUCAAAUAAUUGUGGAAUUAAAACUUUUUUCUAUGUAUUGAAUCCUUAAUAUAUAAACAUUGCAAAUAAGUUAAUAGCUGUAGAUUAACCAGAUUAAAUUAGAUUACAUUAAUUCCCCAAAUUCUUGCUUAAUACCCAAGUAUAUGCUUUUUUAAAUCUUCUUCUCCAUCUACAGCAGACUUUACUGAUUUUUUCUUUCCUUGAAAUUCAUGCAUCUGUUUUCAAGUUUGUCUAGUUCAGCUCUGAUGUCAGUCUGAACAUUUAUAAGAAAUUAUUUGCUAUCAAGGACCAAUUAAACAUUUCCAUGUGCGAUGCUGUAAAGAUAAGAAUAUACAUUUAUUAUAUGUAUCUUUUUGCUCUCUUUUAAUAAUUAAUUCCUCAAUUUUUAAUUGAAAAAUGGGAAAAAAUGCUGUUUGUAUUUUAAUAUUAAUAAUAAAGCUUUAUCUCUUUUUUAAUAUAUAUAUAUAUAUAUAUAUAUAUAUAAUAGCCUUUUAUAAGCAGUUGCUGACUUCCUUUAUAAUGAUAUAUAUAUCAUUAUAUGCAUUAGUUUUUAAUGCAUUGUAUACCAUAUGGAAUAAAAUGAUUUUGCUGCUGAAUGUAUUGAAAGGGAAGGAAUUUGUAUCUAAAAUUUGCCUUGCUGAUUGUUUUAGUGUGGUAAAUUGAUAGUAACUGUAAUUGAAUUAAUCUGAUGUUUAAUUUUUUUUUAUGUGCUAUUAAUAAUUGCCUCAUAUAUAAAUGCCUUGCUAUUUAAACGAAAUAUUUAAAUAAAAUUACCAUGGCAUGCAAUGUGCUAAAUUGGUGUUUCAGAUAUUAAGAGGUAUUUUAAUAUUCAUAAUCUAAUCUUGAUAAUUAAUGAGCUUAUUUUAAUUGCUGAAGGAAUUUGUAGAUUUUACAUUUUAUCUUGCAAAAUGUUAAAAACACACACAUAUUUCAGAGUAAAUAAAGGUAAUAUUUUAAGAAAGUUAUAUGAUUAUUCAAUAUCGAUUAUUUUUAAAUUUAUUGAAAAAUUUAUCUGCAGUGAACUAUCAAACUGAAUAUACUUUAGUACAAUUUUUUGAUGCAGCUGAAAGCCAUAUGACUCUUUUGAAAUCAUAUUUCUAUCAAUCCCAUCAAUAAGUUACUACUCAUUUGCUUAAGUGAUAUAUAAUUGUAUAAAUAUAUUGCUUCUAUUGGCUGAAAUGUAAUUUUCAAAGUUUGAUAUAUUGUUUUGCAUUUGUAUUAUUUUUAUGCAGUUUAGUGUGUUUUUGUUUUGAAAGUUGCAUGAAUAUUUACUGAUUUUAAUAAUAGGAUUCAUACCUUGUGAAUCAGCUGAAAAGAUUCCAUUUGAUAAAAACGUAGAAAAGUAUUAGAAUUUAGAGGAGGAAUUCAUCUGUUGUGACAAUCAUAAAAGUUGAGUGAUCUUUUUAAUUAUUAAUUCCAUUUUUUUAUAAAAAAAGAAAGCCAACUAUUCAUUUUGAAAAUUAUUUUAUAUUAUGUUAUAGGUACAAAGUUCUUGUUUAAUGGAAAAAUCUGAUUAAAAUUCACUUCUGGUUAAUAUUAUUUAAAUACAAGACAGUCUUAAAAUUUCCAAAAAAUAAUUAUAAUUUUAUCUACUGUGCAUUUUGCUUUGCAUUUUGUCAAUAAGUUUUAAUAUUUCAUAUAUUUUUUUUCUAUUAGUUAUAUCAGUGUUUUUAUGUUUUAUUUGUACAUGCACAUACGGCUCAAACUAAUAAUAUUAUACAUGUAUGUGUCCAAUUAAUAUUGCAUUGGCCAUUUAAUAAUAACCAUCUUCAAUCUAUGUAGUACUAUGCCAAUGAAAUAUAAAAUUUAUAUUUAUUUCAUUAAGUAAGAAAAAAAAUUGCAAUUUUGUUUUGAUUUAAGAAUGUUGCUUUAGCAUUUUUGUUUAUUCUUUCGAAAUAAUAUGUUCCUGGUACAAAAUUAAUUUAGUUUAAUUCUCUCUCUCUUUCUUCUCAUGUUAUCUAUAAAUUUGUGAAAAGAUUUUCAAACAAAUUUACAUUAAUUUUGUUUCAGAUAUCUUAUUUCAGUUUUGAAUAUUAUUUAAUAUGCUUUUGCUAUUUGUUUUAUAAAGAUUUUACCAAUAUAAUAUUAGUUAACAAAGAAGUGUUUUUCAUAUCGAAAUUGAAUUUUGAUAUUUUAAUUAAAUAACUGAUAAGUAAGAUCUCUUCUCUUUCUUAUAUUUAAAAGAAGAAUUAGCCAAAAGAUUUAAACUUUUUCUGAUUUGAAUCACAUAAUUUUACAUUGAAUUUUACCUGAGGGAGGAUUUAACUUCAGAUACAUUAAUCAUUUGGCUAGUUCACAUGAAAAUGGGUUUCUUUCAUUUUAUGUAUUUAAAAUAAUUUGUUGUGAGUUUCCUUUAAUCAUAAGUAUUUUUUUCUCAAAAGAAAAAGGAAGGGGAACAUAACCAAAAGUACGGUUAUUAUCAUCAUAUAUGUUCUUUUAAAUUAAAUUUUCACAUAUGUAAUUAGAAUUCGACAUGUCAUUUAACAAAAGAAAUAAUACUUAUUUUGAAAUUAGCUCUUAUUACAGCAUUAAUGUUUUGUUCCAAGUUAUUUCAAAUUAUGAGUUCUGUAUUUUGAAGAAUUGAAAUGCUUGGUUGAAGAGGUCAUUUAUAUAUCAGUAAACAUUUUGUAUUUUUUAUAUGUAUCUGGUGGGAUAGAAAAAAUUAUCCCUAUUGUAUAAAUGUUUCAUGUUUCAGAUUUAAAUAUUUGUUAUUUUACAAGAUGCAUAUAUUUGAAGUUGUAUUUUUUAUUGGUUUGCUAUUAUUUAAUAAAGAAGUAUGGAGUUGG